This is a messenger RNA of Ostertagia ostertagi, 729 nucleotides long. The record is from the annotation of a GenBank genome assembly. NCBI's taxonomy places the organism in Eukaryota, Metazoa, Nematoda, Chromadorea, Rhabditida, Trichostrongylidae.
AUGUCGGCCAUGUCAAACAUGCUUGGUAUGUACGGGCAAAAUCACGGUGCUGCUGUGUCCAACAUCGACUACCCGCAAGACGAUGGAUGGCCAGUCGGAUUGGUUCCGAUACCUAUUCACACAGUUGAUGACGACACUGACUAUGUUGUGAACACUGAUUCUGUUUGUAAUCGCCGAGAAAUUUUAUGGAAAAUGGCGAAAAACUCUUCGAAGCUUCAAGCGUCGGCUGCCUUGUUUGCAAAUCUGAGCGAACUUUGUGGUGAACCUAUCGGUAUCGACAACUUUUGGACAGUACGUGACGCUCUGAUGAUCGAGAACAAAGCUUUGAGAGAAGUGAACAAGUGGUUCAGCGAUGAUCUUUUCAAUAGAAUGACUGUUGUGCAUAAUCAAAUCGAUGCUUAUGAAAACGGCGUAUUCAAUGAAACUCUAAUGAUAAAUAAUCUUGACGUCGGAAGCGAAAUACAGAAAAUUCGUGGCGGAUCAAUGUUUAAUGAACUCUAUAUGAGGAUGGUUUCCAAACUGCGUUGUAUGAAUAGCAACAGUCAUGACUGCAAAUGGAUAAACGGCUUGAAGUAUUAUGCCUACUCAGCGCAUGACACCACGAUUUAUGCCUUCUUUGUCAUAAUGGGUAUCCAAGACAAAGUUAUCCAUCCAAACGGCUACCAGCCUACUCAGCUGCUACUUUUAUUGAGUUAUGGAGAAAUCGCAGCGAUAAUGAGCCCUACUUCA